ACGGUCCGCACUCGGAGACACACUUCUGCUACCGCUCCACGUGACUGAGCGGGCUGUUUGAAUAACGGUAGUGACGUCACGCGAGUCGCGAAUGGACGUUUGAAGCAGAAACAAAACCAUGGAGACGUGUUAGCUGUUGGCGGAUAACUUCAGGGUUUCUGAAUUUAUUCUUAUUUACGUAGUGUGAAAUUUUCCUUUUUAAGACAUGAUCCUUCUUUUUAACAUAUCUUAACGGGAUUUUAUUUCGACAAUUGUCUUCAGAGUUAGGUGGCCAACUGCAUGUCAAGUUAGUUUACUGAUUGUUGUUUUGGUGUUAGCCAUUAGCCGGCUUGACCGAAAACGGAAACCUGCGCGCUAACUGUCUUAACAUGACCCCUAAUUUCGUGACAAGCGUGUGAUAACCUGCCUGGGCUCAUGUUGGCGGAAGGCUGGGACGCCAGCGCCUUAGACGAGCGGGCGAACAUGAGGAGGAAGGUGGACAAAGUGGGCCGGUUGAGGCUGAGCCCGAACGAGGAGGCACGGCUGAUCAGAGAGGAGCAGGAGAGGAGGAGGAGGCUUAGGCUGCAGCAGGUGCGGGAGCAGGAGCGCUUCAUCGCAUUGCAGAUCCGCAAGGAGGUGCGGCAACGCCGAGACUGUGAGCUCCAGGGGCUGGCUGAGGAGCUGAGGGGGGAGUGGGUGAGGCAGCAGGAGAAAAGGGUUCAAGCCCUGCAGGAGCUGUAUGAGGAGAGCCGCGGGGCUGUGGGAGAAAGCUACAGGAGUGCCAAGGAAAAUGAACCAGACUGGGAGGCACUGGUGCGGCAGGCAGGGGAGAAUCAGGAGCGGGCAGAGCGACGACACAGGGCAGCGCUGACGGAGCUCAGGUGGCAAAGGGAGCGACAGCAGGAGGAGCAGUGCCGCCGUGCCGAAGCCCGGAAGAGGGCCAUGCUGACAGAGAAGGAGAGGGCAGCCAAGGUGACCAGCCUGCCACCCCCACCACCAGACCCCAUUCAGAAUGUGGAUUUGAAGCGCCCCCCUGUGGCGAAAGUGCCCAGUGCAGCUAGAUACUCUGUCACACAUUACCAUCUACCUGAGGCGACUGUGGAUUGUGAAGUGAAUGUUGAUCAGCGCGAUGCCCGGCUUGCAGCAGCAGAGGAAGGGCGGCGCCUAGCGGCACGAGAUCAGGAGGAGGAGCGAGAGCGGAGGGAAAGGCAGGAGAAGGCUCGUCUUAGGGGGGAGUGUGCUUUGAGGAAGGAGCAUCUCGCACAGGACCGUGAGCGUUUGCUGCAGCAGCUGGACCGCCUGCAGCAGGCCGACCUGCUUCGUCGCAGGCAGCAGCUGGCGCACAUGGCCCUGAACAUCUUUCAGCCACCCCACCGAAGGCAGGAGAUGGCAGAGGAGAGGCAGUGGGACUUGGAGACUGCCUUUGAGGACCUGUAUGCGGGAGAGAGAGGAGUGAAAGGAGAUCAGGUCCUGCAUCUCGUACCAGAGCCUCUUCCCGCCACGUCUCUGGGCAGCCAGGACGAGGAUCUGGAUGUGACCCUGGAGCCCAGCAUAGAGGAAGCGACGGAUAGAGAGGAGAGCCAGCCUGCAGUUCCACCUGCAGAAGAACAAGCUCAGCCUUCUGAAGCGCCCCCUAGAGACAUACUGAAGAAGCUUCUGGAAAGGAUUCGGGCACAGAGGACCCGGCAGGGCAGCCGGAGUGGGAGCGGGAGUGAGGUGACGGCUGGGGACAGCGUCACUAUGGAGAGUGGCUCGCUGAGCAGCGAGAACAGGGAGCAGGCCCGGUCCGCAAGUCCUACACAGAUCACUGAACCUGACCCCCAGCCAGCCGCUCAAGUUCCAGGUCGUGAGGCGACAGAGGACUCCAGUGUUGCAGAAACCCUGCGGCAUCACAGGGGUGCGGCAGUGCAGGCAGAGAGGAGGAUGCGGGAGGCUGAGCUGGAGCGGCAAAAACAGGAGCAGCUGAAGCUUUUGGAGGACCUGGAGGAGCAGCGGCGCGGCCUGGAGCUCCAGCUGAGGCAGGCGCGCCUGUCAGCUGAGGAUUCUGGGAAAUUUGGUCCAGCCGAGUCGCCUGCUGACUUCACUGAAUCGCAGCAGCCGAGUACGGGCCAGGAAAGCCAGCCGAUUGCUGCCCAGGAUGCGCGUUCCAGGAGAAUCCGAGAGCAUCAGCGGCGUCUCCUGGAACAAAACCGGCUGCACCAGCAGUCGGUAGACCAGGCCCGCCGACGUCUGGAGGAGUACCAGGGCCUGCUGAAGAUGAAGUACCCCAGCAUGGGCUUGCAGGCCACACUCCCCCUCCCUCCACGGGGGGGCCUCUCUGCUCUGACCGCCCCUCCUGCCACCCUCAUCUCGCCUCUCCCCUUCCCUGGCGUAUCACAGGACUGUCGGACGCCCACUCCCCCACUCGUCCCAGACACUAUCUCUCAGAGCGAUCACCCUGAGGGUGCUCUUUCUGAUCUGCCCACACGAGAUUCACCUUCACCCGCGUCUGAGAUCGCGCUCCCCUCCCUCAUUGAUGGGCAGCCCGCCCGGACCAUUUGGCCAACCGGGUUUAUGGCAGUACGUACGGGGGGCGGUCUGGAAGCCAACUUACUAGUGCCGGAAUACAGAGCCGUGGUGGCCCCACAGAGGUUGGGGCGCUCACAACUGCUGGGGGAGAGAGAGUCUGUGCCUGACCAGACCCCCCCACUCGACACACCCACACAAGAUAAACAGGAGCUUGGGCAGAGCCAUGUCGUCCAGGGGCCCCGGGGACAGACGGGCCAGACAAUCAUGGAGUGGGCAGGGGCUCCGCAGCCUGCUGCCGCCCUUGACCAGCAGGAGGCACUGGGGGGCGCCCUGCUCCAGCAGCAGUCGUUAGAGCAGAUGGCACUACAAGAGGACCGUGACGAAGAGGACGAUGAAGCCCGACUCUCCUGGGCACAGCUCUCCUCGACCCUGAUGUCUGCCUCACUGGAAGCCGUGCAGAAGGGCACCUUCGACCCCACGCACCUCAAUGGCGACGUCCUUCCCACCCCCUCAUCCAGCACUGUCUCUAACUCUGUGACUCACAGAGACCUCAAGAGCGCCCCCUGUCUCCACACCCCCAAGCCGCCAGUGGCACGGCCCAGACUGGGCAUCCUGGAGAUGAUCGAGCAGCACGAGCUCAGCGCAAUCCAGGAGGUCGAGACGCCAGCCAACGGCAGCCUGGCCACAGUGGGUAGGGAGUCACCGGAGAAAUCCUUCCCCAUAACAGAAGAAGCCAGGGAAUUGGAGGGUUUGUCCCACACAGGGAGGAGGAUCUACGCCGGUCCUGCUAGAGGCUGGGGGAGCUCCUCGUGUCCGACCGGUACCAGCUCUGUCCGGCGCUCGUGGAGGGAUUGGCUUCAAAUGGAGGCCGGCUUGCAGCUGCAGCCAGAUCCUGCACCAGCUCGCGUGCCCACGGAUGGCCCAUGUCCACCAGAAUACCGACGAGCCGCUGACACGGGCGCCGAUGUGAAGUGCGGGGGUGUGCUGCUGCAGGGCCCCCCCCAGCCCCCUGUGUUCAGCAGCUCUCCUUCGUUGGUGCGUCUCCACACUGACCCAGAAUUCUCCACCUCCAUUUCCACCGGAAGCUUCUCCACCACCGAGCCAGAUCUGAGUUCCGGUGGAACGCCCCCCUGUCUCUCCGCUCCCGCUUCCCGGCUCGCCCCGGAGGUCUCGCUUGGAAAUUCCGCAAGCAUCUCACCUGCUUCCUGUGGAUCCAUCUCACACGACUGCAGUGUCCAGCGAAUCAUUGACAAGUACAUCAAGGAGCUGAAUGAUUCCCUGUUUCUGGUUGGAAGCUCCUCAGUCCCACUUUCAGGGAGAUCUGAUUUUGAUCUGCGGGAGUCUUCAUGCUUUAUGUCCCUGCCUGGGUCCCGUAGCCAGCAAAACCUGGUGCGGGUCUCCGGAGCCGCCGACUCGGAGCAAACGCUCCGGAGCCAGGGCAGUCUGCAGGAUUCUAGCAUCUCCACACCGGGCCAGAUGCUCUGUGACAGCUCGUCUUCGUACCUUCAGGAAGCGCACGACGUCGGCUUGGGAAGCGUCUCUCACAGCUCGUCCAAUCGUUUUCUCCCACUGGAGCCUACGCUUGAUUCAGACUCUUCGUCAUCCUCUUCCUCCCAUCGCCAGGGGGUACCGAGGCAGAUACAGAGAGCUGAGGAGUGGGACUCCGCCAUGCGCCGGAUCAUCCAGCAUCUCUCGGAUCAUUCGUCGUCUCAGUGCCAGGGGGAGGGAACGGACUCGCGUCUGAGCCUGCUGAUUAGCCAGCUUCUCAGUCAGUCGUCCUCCUGGCUGGAAGGGGAUGCUUCUACUAGUCGGGAGAAUGUCACAGCAGGUGGGUGUGGUGUCCAGUCCCUGCUGCCGGCAGAUACUGACUCUACAGGGCCCCUGGAAACAAGCGGCGAUGUAAUCCGACCUGAGAGCUGCAGGCCUGAGCACUUUCCCCUGGUGGAGGAUUCCACUCCAGAGCAUCGGUACGGUGAGGGGCUUCAGCCCGACCUACAGGGGCAGGACACUGUUUUACUGGGGGAAGCUACGUCAGACUCUUUCCACCCGCUAUUGGCUGAGACGACAGCCAAUGAGACAGCUGAGCAGUCGCUGUCCUUUCACCCUCCCUCCAAGAGCUCUGUGGUGUCGCGAUCUCCUGACCCACACUGGGAUCUGGAGCUGUCCCCUGAGUGUCUGAGGAAUGAGUCGGCGGGCACCUCCCAGUGCUCCCCGCCACCCCUGUGCGGCUCCAUCCUGCUGGCCUCCCCCCGGAGCUCUGUGUGCGACCUGGCUCUUGCGGAGGACUGCCCCCCACAGCCCGACAGCCCCCUGAGCCAUGACCUGUCCACAGAGAGGGGACACUUGUGCAAGCAUGACUUGGGCGAGUGUGACUCCCACAGGACCUUCAGCCCCCAUAUCCCAGAUGCUCAGGAACCACAGGAGAAUCUCGUUUCUGGGUCUGGGCUAACCUUGCCCAUCUGGGACAGAAUACUGGAGACGGACCAGGAGAGAGGGAUCCUGGAGGAACCCGAGCUGACGUUGGUGAGCCUGGGAGAGACCACCCUGCAGGAGGAAGGGGUGGAAAAGGAGUGGACCACGGAGGUGGAGGAGGAGUGUACACCCUUCAUGCUGAAUCAGGCCCGACAGACCUGCAAGGUGGCUGGAGAUGACAGCAACUCGAAGGCUGAGUCAGAGACGUCCCACGCAGUCGCGCCGCUGCAAGCCCAGGCGUCCGGGGGCACCUUGCAGGAGCUCUUUCUGCAGAAGCGGCAGGACUUUAUCCGCAAGUCAACCCAGAGGCAGGAGAAGCUGAAGGCCAGGAGAAGCGCAGAGAUGCAGGCGCGCGCCGACCGGCCCGCACCCACGAAGGGGCCGAGGGUGAAGCCCCCGCAAGACCCCGCCAGUGACGUGGCGCCCAGAGCAGCUGGACUUGAGCUGAAGAAGGUGGCAGAAGUGACCGUGUUCGGCGCAGAGCAGAGGAGGGCAGCGGACGCAGAGAUGUACCAGAGAACGGAGAGGUACCGGCAGCUCUCUCUGCUGCCAGCUUCCCCUUCGUCUCUGUUAUAUAACAAGCUGGAGGAGGUGAGGCGGCACAAGGAGGCCAGCAUGCGGCAGGAGGCCUACGCCAAAAAUAGGGCCAGGGCCAAGGAGUUCCACAAGAAAACGCUGCUGCAGCUGAGGACACAGCGCCUCCCGGUGUGAGCGAUGCUUUUAGCAGCUUUCUAAUCCGUGCUUUUGUCCUUGAAAUCAGUGUCUCUUACUGUUUAAUAUUUCCAUGUACAAUUUGUUCUAAUUAAAUUCUCAUAGAUAUAUCUAAA
This is a messenger RNA of Brienomyrus brachyistius, 5786 nucleotides long. RefSeq names its product centrosomal protein 295 (gene cep295). Lineage: Eukaryota; Metazoa; Chordata; Actinopteri; Osteoglossiformes; Mormyridae. The transcript is spliced from 32 exons. Gene Ontology annotation, cellular component: centrosome; centriole; cytosol. The record is from RefSeq and is a predicted model, not a curated record. The coding region runs from base 415 to 5670 and encodes 1751 amino acids. Gene Ontology annotation, biological process: regulation of centriole replication.